Colletes gigas is the source of this 629-nucleotide messenger RNA. It is a transcript of the gene mRpS6, whose product is annotated as probable 28S ribosomal protein S6, mitochondrial. The record is from RefSeq and is a predicted model, not a curated record. Lineage: Eukaryota; Metazoa; Arthropoda; Insecta; Hymenoptera; Colletidae. Gene Ontology annotation, cellular component: ribosome; mitochondrial small ribosomal subunit. Gene Ontology annotation, biological process: translation. The coding region runs from base 118 to 570 and encodes 150 amino acids. Gene Ontology annotation, molecular function: small ribosomal subunit rRNA binding; structural constituent of ribosome. The transcript has 4 exons.
ACUCCGAAUCGGAGUUUAAACGUUGCCUGAUCCUAACCUAACCUUAAAAGUUGCCUAUCUCUGCAGGGAAGUGCAGUGUUUUUAUUAAUUACUUUGAAAUAAAAGUAAUUCAUAAAGAUGCCAACAUACGAAAUGCCACUAUUAUUACGAAUCAUGAAACAGUCGGAAUAUGCAAAUGUUUUGAGGAGAGUGGCAGAUAAUAUAUUUGAUAAAGGUGGAUUCAUUAGGAAAAUUGAAAAUUGGGGAGAAAAAGAACUUCCAUGCAAGGCAAGGAGUAAUGGAAAAGUCUAUAAAGAAGCUUGUCAUUUCCUAUUUUGCUUUGAUGUUCCACCAUCCUCGUUGAAGAAUAUAAAAGAUGAUUAUUCGAGAGAUAUAGAUAUUGUAAGAGCAUCUAUAUAUAAUAAAAUUGUACCAAACUCAGAUAAGGAAUGCACAUUAAAUGAAGAACUAUUACCUGCACCUUAUAGGCCUAAUGUGCAGAAAUUAUUACAAUUAGCUAAAAACCAAAAGAGUAAGAAAAAUGAGUUCAAGUACAAUUCUGGGCUUGAUUAUUAUCCUUUCUUGAGAUAAGCAAGGUAUUCGUUGUUAUUUAUUACAUAAUAUAGUAUUUUGUAUAUAUCGACCAGGAA